Molecule: messenger RNA, 402 nt
Organism: Fusarium graminearum PH-1
Lineage: Eukaryota; Fungi; Ascomycota; Sordariomycetes; Hypocreales; Nectriaceae
Exons: 3
Coding region: 1-402 (133 amino acids)
Source: RefSeq, a predicted model, not a curated record
AUGAAGGACUACAUCACAAUCACUUACUCCGUCACUCACCGCGGCCAUCGCCCCCGGCCAUCACCCACCACCAGACCCAGUACCGGCGACCAGGCCAGUCCGCCAGCCCAAACCCUCUCCCCCUCAACUCUCCAACCUCCUCCUCGCGCCUCCUUGCCCCGGAGAUCUGGGGACGCCCCUGCCGCCACGGAGGGCCCGACUCGCCAGACAAGCAUAUACAUUCCACAAGGGCAGUCGGGCUCCGUCGAGACGGGGCGUUCUUCCCCAGUGACCGGGGUGAGUCUCGAGGUGCGGGAGAUGUUGGAGAGGUCAAUGUCCAUAAGGUGGGAUGAGGGUAUUGGGUUGGCUGGCUGCGUCUGGUUAAUGGCGCUGGUGAUGGUGGUGGUGGUGGUGGUGACGUAA